AUGCCUUCUCAUAAACAUUGGAAGUACCAUCACUCAGAGGACAUUGUAUUGUCCAAUCUCCGAGGUCUAGCCUUAGCUAAUCCUCAUAUCAGUGUCAUACCCUCAGAGAAGGUUGUUUUUAACUCCCAGUCUCAAGGUGACAAGAAGGUGACGUUGAUCAGUGGUGGGGGAGCGGGCCAUGAACCUCUACAUGGGGGUUAUGUGGGGGAAAACUUGCUUGAUGCUGCUGUUAGUGGCCACAUAUUUGCUUCUCCUAAUACCAAUCAGAUCUUAGCAGCUGUGAUCCAGAAGACCAAUAAACAAAAGGGUGCAGUAAUUGUGGUGAAGAAUUAUACUGGUGAUAUUCUUCAUUUUGGAUUGGUAGUUGAAAGAGCGAAGGCUUUAGGUUACCCCGUUGAAAUGGUGAUUGUUGCUGACGAUGUUGCGGUUGGACGCUCUCAGAAUGCUAUGGUUGGUCGUAGAGGACUAGCUGGAACUGCCUUGAUCCAUAAGAUAUUGGGGUAUGCUAGUCAUAGUGUUGAAUUGGACUCCUUGGCUUCUUUAGGUCGUGAUAUCAAUGAGAAUUUAGUAACUAUUGGGGCUUCUUUAGACAGAACUUCCAUUCCUAAUAGUAAAGAGGGCGGAGAAGAAGUAGAAACAACGGCUUUGGACGAAUACGAAUUGGGUUUAGGGAUCCAUAAUGAACCAGGGGAGAAGUUGAAACUUGAUGAUAUCGACAAUAUUGUUAAACAAAUGUUUGAAAAAUUGGUAUCACCAAAUGAUCCAGAAAGACAUUAUGUUGAUUUUAGUUUGGACUCGGAUGAAACAGUGCUAUUAAUUAAUAAUAUUGGUGGAACUUCUUCUUUGGAAAUGAACGUAUUGGUGGAUCAUAUUGUUUCAAAUUAUCCCUUUAAAAUUGCCCCUAAACGAGUUUUAGUUAGCGACUUUGUCACUUCAUUGAACGCUCCAGGGUUUUCCAUCACCAUAAUGAAUUUGACUGGUGCUUCGUCUUCAUCUUCCAAAUUUUCUCAGACCUUCAUUCUUGAGGCUUUAGAUGCUCCAACAAAUGCUCCUGGUUGGAAACCAAAAAUAGCUGAUUGGCAAAUCACCUCUAAAGAAGUGGACUCUCCCAUGGAAUCACAUUCCAACAUUGUUUCCUCGGAGCUAAGAGUUGAUGACGCUAAACUCCGUGCUAAUAUUCAACUGGCUCUCAAGAAAGUUAUUGAAUGGGAACCCAAAAUCACUCACUACGACACCUUGGUUGGUGAUGGAGAUUGCGGUGAAACUUUAGUGGCUGGUGCCAAUGGGAUAUUGAACUCCCUAGCUAAUGAUAAGGAUUGGAAUGACCAUUUGAAUGACCCAGUAUAUACUCUUUCCCACAUCACCGAGAUCAUCGAGAAGGAAAUGGGGGGUACAUCUGGAGGGAUCUAUUCCAUCUUCUUCACCAGCUUAGUUUUCCAACUCCAGAAGAUCGAAGGAGAAUUUUCCACCACUAAGUUGGCUGAAGCAUUAUAUUUGGCUCUACACGAAGGGUUGUUCAAAUAUACCAAGGCAAGAGUCGGUGGAAGAACAUUGAUCGAUGCUUUACAACCAUUUAUCGAUAUAUUACACGAAUCUGGUGAUACCAGUAGGGCAUUACAAGCCGCACAAGUUGGUUGUGAAAAUACAAAGAAGAUGAAAGCGAAAUUUGGAAGAGCUAGUUAUGUCAGCUCUGAACAAUUUGAAAGAGAGGGGGGCAUUCCAGAUCCUGGUGCCGUUGGUGUCGUUGCACUUCUUACUGGGUUUUUGAAAGAUUAA
This is a messenger RNA of Lizanozyma spartinae, 1776 nucleotides long. RefSeq names its product dihydroxyacetone kinase (gene DAK2). Gene Ontology annotation, molecular function: glycerone kinase activity; ATP binding. Gene Ontology annotation, biological process: glycerol catabolic process. Lineage: Eukaryota; Fungi; Ascomycota; Pichiomycetes; Serinales; Debaryomycetaceae. Bases 1 to 1776 code for a protein of 591 amino acids. The record is from RefSeq and is a predicted model, not a curated record. The transcript has a single exon. Gene Ontology annotation, cellular component: cytosol.